AUGUCCAAACCCACCAACAUCAUCCUCCUCCCGAAAUCCCACCCCUCCCCGUCUACAUGGCUCCAACUAGUCUCCCGCUACAAAGCCUUCCGCCUCCAAUCCCUCCUCCUCUCCCCCGAAAGCUUCGGCUCGACCCACGCCCGCGAAGCCGCGUUCCCGCCAGAGCGCUGGACAUCUCGUCUCGCGAACCCGCAAGCGAAUACCAUCAUCGCAGUUAACAAAUCCCCCAAUUCUCUGUCUGAAAACACUGAAGGAGACAUUGAUCUGGCCUUGGAGUCAGAAUGGCUGGCUUCGCUGGUCAUCACCGGGCCUCUAGACGCCGGGACGCUCGCAUCCCAGCUUCAUCUUGAAGAGUCCUUUGUAGACUUUGGAGAGGCGCAUCGGGAUGGUGAGGCGAGGGCCCAGUAUGUGCUGAACGGGAUGUACGUUAUCCCCUCUGCUCGAGGAAAGGGCAUCGGCGUCCAGAUGUUGGAGUAUGCAAAGCGCUUCGUUGCUGCUGAAGUCAAGCGUUCUGGUGAAAGGGGGCGGAUAUCUCUGAUUGUGGACUAUGAGAACCCCCCGGCGAGAAUUACGUAUGAGAAGUGUGGGUUCAACAUUGUGCACCGGUACUGGUUCGAUGAUUAUCGCGAGGGUCGAGAGGCUCGGACUGAGGCUGCGGUCAUGAUGAUUGAUCUUAAUGAUGAUGCGAAAGUUUAG
Messenger RNA from Colletotrichum karsti, 696 nucleotides. RefSeq lists its product as uncharacterized. The transcript has a single exon. Gene Ontology annotation, molecular function: acyltransferase activity, transferring groups other than amino-acyl groups. The record is from RefSeq and is a predicted model, not a curated record. The coding region runs from base 1 to 696 and encodes 231 amino acids. Lineage: Eukaryota; Fungi; Ascomycota; Sordariomycetes; Glomerellales; Glomerellaceae.